AUGAUCCGUUCCGACAGGGUUUUCCGGCUCUGCAACGCAAAAGGGUGGUCGGUGAAAACGAUUCGCGGGUCCCAUCACAUGUUGCACCGAGAAGGACAUGGCCGGAUUCCAGUGCCCGUGCACGAUCAUAAAGUACGAAUUGAUGUUUUGCGGCAUGUGCUGCAAAGUAUAGAGCAUGCGGAAGAAGGGGUGGAAGUGGUGACGCGGUAUCAACAAGACGGACAAACUGAUGCGCGACACCCAGACGAGCCGCUGCAGGAUGGGCGGAUGGCCACGAGGAGUCGGCGAGAGCGAACGGGAAAACUGGAUACAUCUUCACACAUCGCAGCCGUCGCUCCUCAGCCGUGGAUUGACCGCUCCGUCACUGCAUUGACUUACUCCGAACGAGCUGAGGACGUUGAAGCCUUCUACGUCGCCGCAGCUGCCAGGCGAGAGACAGCUUUGACAGCGGAGCAAAAAACUUUUUCUGACCUGGAAGAGAAAGUUUUGGUCUUCUUCGGUAAAGGUGAGUACGCCAGUGCAGUUUCGCUUCUGGAGUCCACGAUACUCAAGAGCUACAGAAAGCAACGCCCGCGAUUUGACGAAGCGCUGCCGUGUCUGCAGGACCUCGAGUUUUAUUAUGUCAAUGCGCUACAGGAGCUUGCGCUGACGCACUACGAGUUUGGAGCAAAUGACCAAGAGCAGUGCAUUAAAAAAGUGUUCGCGUACCUCGAUAAGAUGAGGAGCGUUUGGUGGCGCGAGCGCGACUCUUGCAGGAUCGGCAGCACGUGCAAGGACUUCGUGGCCGCGUUGGUGAGGGAUCACAAGAAGCAGAUUGAGACGGCGGGGAGACUUCGAGUCAGACACGUCAACGCAGCAGCCCAGGGUCAGCAACUGGAUAACAUCACCUUGGAGGAACUAGAACGGCGUGUUGUGCUGCAAGUGGCUUUCCUUUUUGAAGAACUUGUUACCGUGUGGCGGUUAAUUUCCGUAUCCGACUUUGUGGAAAUGUUGCAGCCGCACUUUGUGUUGAGUCUUAGUUCCAUGCGAUGGCCUCCCAGUGAAGCGCUCGCGUAUCAUGUUUACGAAGCAUUCGGCUCCGAAAUCGCUUCCAAGGAGCGAAAAACGACGCGCAAGCGUGCCACAGCUGGUGUGGGCAAAUUACCAGAAAUGACGGCAGCGACAACUUCGACUUACGUGGACAACAUUAUCAAAAUUUUCGAAGACGCCUCUGUUUACGCAGCGGCAUUCGACACAGCGGAGGACACGAUGACGCAAGUUCGCCAACUGAACGACUGUCAGUGUCCAGAUUGUUACGAUGUGGAGAAGAUGCAGAGAAAAUAUCUCGCCCAACGUGAGUCGCUUAGCUUUUUACGCAGUGUUUUGGUUUUCAUGUCGCAGAUCCAGAGCAAAUGCAAGGCGGUCUUGGGCACCUCUGCAAUGGUCGAAUAUCUUUGGAACCACCAACGCAGCACAAUCAUUGAGCGGUCUUCUUUUGCGAGGCAAGCUCUGACGCAGGACAAACAGAAUGCUAACGCGGGUUUUCUCGUGGCGACAUUGGCGGACCCAUUCUUCCAGAUCGCGGACGUUGGAGCGAAAAACCUUAAAAACUUUUUUCCCGGCUAUGGCAACUCCAUGCCUCAACAGCCGUUAAAGAAUUUGUGGAACGAACAGCUCUUGAUCACAAACACUGGAUGGGAAUCUGUGAUUCUCUCUCUGUACGAUGCCUUCCGUGUAUCCGGCCACGCAGGGGGCACGCGCUUGUGCAGCUGUAUGGACCGAUACAACCUAGUCGACUCCGCGAUAGAUACAGCGGUCCUUACAAGCGAAUCAUCAUUCCUGCUGCUCCGUGCCUUACAUUACGCAACCAGAAUCAACCAACCAUUCAGAACCGGGAAAUGGAAUGUCAAGAGAACCCCCAGCACAGACUGCGAGUCGAAGCAAUACUACCACGAAGCCACGCAUCUCGCCUUCAUGUUUUUCGCCCCCGUGAUUUUGUUUUACCGCAUGUGCCAGACGCAUAAGGACGCGGACAUUGUGCCAGAAAAAUGCAACAUGACGGGCCGAGCAACAAUGUGCCUUGGGUGUUUCGCAGUCACUUCGGUUUGUCGCGAAGUACUGCGGUUGUGGUGCCAUGAGCUUCUCGUGGCGAUUCAAACGAUUCGAAUCAAUGGGGUUUGUAUGGAGGACUGGUUGGAAAGCAAUUUUGUCGACGACGCUUCCUCGGAGCCGUACUGCACCACCGUUGAUAUGGGGGACGGGAAACCGGAGCGUGAGGUGUGCAACCCGAACCGCAGGGAUUUGACUCCUUCGGCGAUAUUCGCAGAUUGGAAAAAGAUGCGAAACCAAAUCACCACUUGGUUCGAGAAAUUCGACUUCCACGGCUUCGACGAGGGGGCAACCUUGCCACACCAAGUGCGUGAAGUCCACGCGUACCGCAAAGGUCUGUUCUCCGGAGACCUGGACGAGUUCUUCCCGAAGUAUGAGGUCCGCAUUUUCGCCCUGCUCCGUGAGUUCGAUAGCUUGACGGACGAGGAGUCCGCAAAGUUCCAAGCUCUUGCGGAUGAAAAGACGAAGUCGAAAAACAAGGUCAAAAAAAAGGAGCGGAAGAAGCUGCAAACCUUCCUGGAGCUCGCGAAGUCACAAGAACGACAGGAGGUCUGGGGCAAGCAUUUAGAAUCACAAGGCAAACGCAAAUCCUCCGCGAUCUUGUGGAAAUGGACUCAUCGUUUUGCAGAUGCGGAGACCUCUUCCUACUUCGCGGCACAAGCGAGCGAGUUGCUUGCUUCAGAAGUCGUACUUGGUGCUCAAGGUGAGGACGAGUGCGACGUGGAACACGAGCAGUCCGACGACUCGUCUAGCGUCUCGAGUGGAGGAGUAGAGAGCGACGAUGACAAUUCCGACUGCACGAGCGAUUCUGAUUACAGCACGGAGUCGACCACGGCGACUUCUUCUACUCGGAGUUCACCUUCAGCAUCAGCACUCGUUUUUCCAUUACCCUUACGAAGGGACCGGGCUUGUCUCGAGUCGCUGGGCGACACUCUCGAGCUCGUGCAGGAGUUCCGCUCGCACCAUAAGAAAGGCAAACCCUCCGACCUUGAUUGGCUGUGGGAACUGUGGAUCAAAAGGUACAAGCUUUCAGAAGAAGACAUCGAUCUCGUAGAAGCCACCCUGGAAGGAGUGCGCGCUCAUUCGUAA
Molecule: messenger RNA, 3177 nt
Organism: Amoebophrya sp. A120
Lineage: Eukaryota; Dinophyceae; Syndiniales; Amoebophryaceae
Source: the annotation of a GenBank genome assembly